AUGGUCUUGGGCCGACGCCUCAUCGUCCCGUUCGCCCUGCUCGGAAACGCCUAUACGGCGUUAGGAGGUCUAGUCCAGAAACCCGACCUCGUCGUGCCACCCGCGUACCGCCCGUAUCGAGAUGUAGUCGUGAAGAUGUUUGAGGACAGUUACGGUGCUUACAAGAAGUAUGCGUGGGGAGAGGAUGAAGUAUACCCUUUGAAGAGAGGUGGAGGAAACACGAGGAACGGAUGGGGUGCAACUAUCGUCGACUCGCUCUCAACCAUGUACAUCAUGGGCCUGGAAGAUCUCUUCCUCGAAGGCGUCGAAUACUCCCAGAACAUCGAUUUCAGCGAAUCGAAGAUUAGGACGGAUAAAGUUAGCGUCUUCGAAACGACGAUCCGGUUCUUGGGAGGUUUGCUCAGCGCUUACGAGCUGAGCGAGGGAAAGCAUCCGGGCCUUUUGGAGAAGGCGACGCAGCUGACGGAUAAGAUGGCUUAUGCGUGGGUCGGGAAUAACAACAUCCCCCACGGAUUCUUGAACUUUACGACCAACGAGCCAUUUAUUGAUCGGACGAAUAUCGCAGAGGCAGGAACUCUCUUGUUGGAAUGGUCCACCCUCUCCAAGUACACGGGCAACAGUACCUACGAGGAACUGACGCUCAGGGCACAGCGACACAUGGCAAGCCUCCCUUCUCCUCUUCCAGGCCUGGCGCCGAUCUGGAUAGACCCCGACAGGGGCGAAUGGAUCGGCGGAUACAUCACAUGGGGCGGCGCAGGCGACAGCUUCUACGAAUACCUCAUCAAGUACCCCCGGCUCUCCAACACCAACGACCUGCUCUUCGCCGACGUCUGGGCGACCGCCGUCGACUCCUCCAUCAAGUAUCUGAUGAAGCGCUCGACUGUGGGCAACUUUACGUAUUUGGCGGACUACGAUUCGAACAGGCAGGUUAGGAAUAUUGGAUCGCAUUUGGCUUGUUUCCAUGGUGGGAACUGGAUUUACGGUGGACGACUCAUUAAUAAUGAGACGAUUGUGAAUUAUGGGCUUGACCUCGUUGAGGGGUGCUGGAAUACCUACAACGGAACACAAACCGGCAUCGGCCCAGAAUCCUUCGGCUACAUCUCCGACGAAGGCGACUACAACGGCGACGGGCCCAUCACCGAGUCCCAACUCUCCCUCUACAACCGCACCGGGUUCUACCCGCGCACCGCCGGGUACAUCCUCCGCCCCGAGGUCCUCGAAUCCAACUUUUACGCCUGGCGCGCAACGGGGGACACCAAGUACCUCGAUCGCGCUGUGCAUGCUGUUGAGGCGUUUAACAAGUAUUUGAGGGUGGAGAGUGGUGGGUAUACCGGCAUUACGGAUGUGAAUCAGUUGUUUGGGCCGAGGUAUGAUUAUACGGAGAGUUUUUGGUAUGCGGAGACGUUGAAGUAUUUGUACCUCACAUUCGACGACCCCACGCACAUCAGCGUAGACGAAUGGGUAUUCAACACCGAAGCCCACCCCUUCAAAGCGCCCCCUCCCAAGACUACGUACAGCAGUGGACCACGCCAGCGCAUCAACCCCGAGCCGUUCGUCCUCAAAGGACACGAGGAGGAUCCUACCUACACCUUCAGCGCGCGAAAGGGCAGCCCUACUAGUGCGAAUAGGUAUAGGGAUACGUUCAACUGA
Messenger RNA from Coprinopsis cinerea okayama7#130, 1650 nucleotides. RefSeq lists its product as hypothetical. The transcript is spliced from 15 exons. Bases 1 to 1650 code for a protein of 549 amino acids. Gene Ontology annotation, biological process: carbohydrate metabolic process; N-glycan processing. NCBI's taxonomy places the organism in Eukaryota, Fungi, Basidiomycota, Agaricomycetes, Agaricales, Psathyrellaceae. Gene Ontology annotation, molecular function: calcium ion binding; mannosyl-oligosaccharide 1,2-alpha-mannosidase activity. The record is from RefSeq and is a predicted model, not a curated record. Gene Ontology annotation, cellular component: endoplasmic reticulum; Golgi membrane.